AUGGUGAAGGGUAAGACAUCCAUGGGUAGGCAGAAGAUCGAGAUGAAGCGAAUCGAGGGUGAGGAGUCGCGUCAUGUAUGCUUCUCCAAGCGCCGCCAAAGCAUGUUCAAGAAGGCUUGUGAGCUCUCCAUUCUAUGCAGUGCGAUGGUCGCUAUCGUCGUCUUCUCCCCUGGUGGUAGGCCCUUCUCCUUUGGUAGUCCCUCUUUUAAGGCCGUGUUCAAUCGCUUCCUCGCUUUGACCGUCCCCGCUACGAGUGGCGAGAGUUGUGAUAGUAGUAAUGGGGAGACAAACACCACGCAUGAGAGUUUAGAGUGUUCAGAGUUAGAACAAUCAAUUGAGGGUGAGAAGAAGAGAGAGAAGAUGUUAAAGGAGGCGGUUGAGUGUGAUACGGAUGGACGUGUGAUGGAUUUGUUGACUACGAAAGUCUAUACAUCAGGGCUUGAUGAGUUGCAGGAAUUCCACAAGAAGCUUGCAGCAAUACAAGGUAUUGUCAAAGAAAAGAUCAAGCAGGUGCUGCAAGAAGAAAGCCACCCAACAAAGCCAUUUCCACCUGCUUUCAUGGAUUUGGCUUCAAAGUACCUGCUUGAUAGGCUGAUUGCCACACGCAUUCCUUCCAUGGCUCCAAAUUCCAACCAUGGAGUUGCUGGUGGGCUUGAUGUCAAUGCCUCCUUGGCUAGCAGUGUCUAUGCUGUUGGUACCCCGCCGAAAUAUCCCAGCAAUCAACUUGACGGGUGA
Molecule: messenger RNA, 735 nt
Organism: Panicum hallii
Lineage: Eukaryota; Viridiplantae; Streptophyta; Magnoliopsida; Poales; Poaceae
Product: agamous-like MADS-box protein AGL29
Exons: 1
Coding region: 1-735 (244 amino acids)
Biological process (GO): positive regulation of transcription by RNA polymerase II
Molecular function (GO): DNA-binding transcription factor activity, RNA polymerase II-specific; protein dimerization activity; RNA polymerase II cis-regulatory region sequence-specific DNA binding
Source: RefSeq, a predicted model, not a curated record